CAUGGAGACACGUGUAGGAACGGCCUCUAUAGACAUGGAAUCUAGACUUUGGCAGCUUCCCAUAACCUUAGCAAUGUCUUGUGUUGCAGCAUCGAGUAAUCAACUAGAGCAAGAAUAGUCGAGAAAUCAUGCCAUGGAGGCAACUGUGGGUGGGAAUUGUUGCAAGUCGAAACAUGGCCGAGCCUACUUCAAGAUCGGAAAAGGGGGAAUAUGACAUGGAGGAGAUGAGAGGCUCAACAUCUGCGCUGCAUAAAAAGCGUAUCGCAGCUUCAAAAAGCACGGAAUGAUCAAGACAAUUAUAAUUCACAUUCGAAAGAGACAACAACGUGGACAAAAUGCACAUUUACGCCUUUCUCACGCAGUUCAUGGGCCUUGCAAGCGUCGUAGCUGCAAAGAGCUACUUUACCAUCACCCUUCAUGCGCCUCAAUAUGCAGUCCUCAACGGCAAAGUCAUCAACGCUCGGGACAGAUCUUUCAUCAUUGGUGCCCAAAGUCCCAGCACACGCUGCGACCUCAAAGAUCUUGCCCAGUGUCCCGCAGGUGAUAGUACACUCGUCAACGACGAUAUGUCGUUUCUUGCCUCGGCGGCUCCUGGUGGCCAAUUCGUCUACGUCGCUCCGGAUGGCUCCAUCAGCUACCCCCCGGCUCACUCAUCAUUACGUCCUCCAGGCGCCCAAGUCGGCGGCUUUCACCCAUACUUGGCCCCAGUUGAUAACGGGGAAUCCGUACAUGUUCUCAACUGGCGAUCGAAUGAUGGUACGGCUGGUUUAUGGGCGUGCCCUGUUUCCCCAGGAGCACCUAUUGCUUACCAGGCAGUGCUCAAGGCGGCAACCGCACGAUUCAAUGGUCUGGGAUGUUUAGCUGUUGAUGGUAUCCGAAUCCAACCAGCUGGGAGUGACUUUGGGGCUUGGGAGUAUACCUGAAAACCAUUGCUGGUUGAGAUAAUAUUGAUGUCGUGCUCAAUAACAUCCGAAAUCUGUGCGCCUAAGUGCCAGCACGGCCCCGAUAUUAAUGCAGGGAGCGAUGGCAUCCGUCAUAGGAGCUGUAGUGUUCUAGUAUGCUCAGUUACUAUCAAUAAAUUGCUAAGAUUCUUUCCGUGGG
This is a messenger RNA of Trichoderma harzianum CBS 226.95, 1101 nucleotides long. RefSeq lists its product as hypothetical. NCBI's taxonomy places the organism in Eukaryota, Fungi, Ascomycota, Sordariomycetes, Hypocreales, Hypocreaceae. Bases 336 to 923 code for a protein of 195 amino acids. The transcript has 3 exons. The record is from RefSeq and is a predicted model, not a curated record.